Molecule: messenger RNA, 639 nt
Organism: Symbiodinium natans
Lineage: Eukaryota; Dinophyceae; Suessiales; Symbiodiniaceae
Source: the annotation of a GenBank genome assembly
AUGACCUACGACUGCGAAGCAGCGGUCGCCAAGAUUUUUGAGACCUUUGACAAGGAGGGCUCGGGCUACUUGGCCGCGGAACGGCUGGGUGAUGCCCUCCGCCUGGCCGGGACGAACCCGACGCACGCGGAGGUCUCCCAUCUCUUGGAGCGCCUGGGCCACCCCAGUGCCUUCGACGCAGCAGCACUGCGCCAGGUCAUGGAGGAGGCAGUGAGCGAGUGGCUGUCGAAAGACCAGGCGUCGGAGUUGCUGAGCAGUUUCCGGUUGUUCGACCCGGCGGGCUGCGGACGGCUUUCCAAGCAGGAGUUGCUGCGGAUCAUGCAGAUGGGAGGCUACAGCUUUGGAGAGAAGGAGAUGGAGGAGAUGUUGCAGCAUGUCACCAUGGACAGUCAGGGAACAGUUGACUAUGCGGAGCUUGUCUCGAACUAUUUCCUGGCGCCUGAGAGUGGCGUCGCAGCGACGUUUCAGGCCCGGCCGCGGGCCAAAAGCGACUACCCGCUGGCACGCUUCCGGAGGGCUGUGCGGAAGCUGAGGAUGCUGAGGAUGGUGGCGUUCACGACGCACAGCAGCUCCUUCACUGCCGAGAAUGCGGUGGGCGUGGUCGAAGCGAACCUGGCCAUCGACGAGGAGUUCGAGCAG